This is a messenger RNA of Cotesia glomerata, 1410 nucleotides long. RefSeq lists its product as uncharacterized. The coding region runs from base 1 to 1410 and encodes 469 amino acids. Lineage: Eukaryota; Metazoa; Arthropoda; Insecta; Hymenoptera; Braconidae. The transcript has 2 exons. The record is from RefSeq and is a predicted model, not a curated record.
AUGUAUUCGGUUGAGUGGCAAAAGCGAGUAUUACCUCAUGCACACAUUUUGGUUUGGUUCAUCGACAAAAUCCGUCCUGAAGAAAUCGAUAGUAUUAUUUCUGCGAAAAUUCCAGAUCCAUCCACUGACCAACUGCUGUUUGAUAUUGUUACAACAAACAUGAUUCAUGGUCUAUGUGGUACUCUUAAUAGUUCAUCGCCUUGCAUGGCUGAUGGAAAAUGUACUAAAAAUUUCCCUAAAGAUUUUACCAAUGAUACGGUCACAAAUGUCGACGGAUACCCAAUAUAUCGUCGAAGAAAUCCUGAAAAUGGCGGACAAUCAUUUAUUAAAAAUAUCAUCAACAUAGACAUUGAUAUUGACAAUCAUUGGGUGGUGCCAUAUUCGCCUCUGCUGAGCAAGACAUAUAAUGCUCAUAUUAAUGUUGAGUUCUGCAGUUCUGUGAAGAGCAUCAAAUACAUUUGCAAGUAUGUCCAUAAAGGCAGUGAUAUGGCUGUGUUUAGAGUGGAAAAUACUAAUGUGAAUGCUCCUCCAGUGAAUAAAAACGAUGAAAUAACGCUCUACCAAAUUGGUUGGUACAUCAGCUCCAAUGAAGCUGCUUGGCGUAUCUUUGGUUUUCCAAUUCAUGAACGGGAUCCAGCAGUUGUUCAGUUAGCCAUCCAUCAUGAAAACGGUCAGCGUGUAUUUUUCACGAACGAGACAGCGAUUGAUCGUGCAAUAAAUCCACCUAAAACUACACUCACUGCAUUUUCUGAAUUGUGUAAUCGUGCGGAUGAUUUUGGUGCCUUUGCACGAACAUUACUCUAUUCACAAGUACCACGCUAUUUCACAUGGACUCAAACAAAAACAUGGAUGCCCUGCAAGCAAGGCUCACCAGUUGCUGCAUGUCUCAAUUUAUUUAAAUCAAACGCCUUGGGGCGAUUAUUUACAGUCAAUCCAAGACACACGGAGUGCUUUUAUCUUCGACUGUUGUUGGUUAAUAUUACUGGCCCAUUAUCAUUUCAAGAUAUACGUAAAGUGAAUGGGCAACAAUAUACAACGUAUAAAGAUGCAUGCCUUGCACUCGGCUUGCUGGAAGACGACAACCAGCGGGAAUGCAUGCUUGCUGAAGCUGCAUUGAACUGUACAGCAAUACAAAUUCGUCUACUAUUCGCUAUAGUGUUGACUACAUGUUUCCCAGCCCGAGCACAGAUAUUAUGGGAAAAUCACAAAGAUUCAAUGACUGAUGAUAUAUUGCAUCAACAUCGUAUACGGUGCCACGAUCUAACCAUAACAUUCAGCGACGAAAUGUACAAUGAAGCAUUGAUUGCUAUUGAGGAUCUUUGCAUUGUCAUUGCCAACUUACCACUUAGUAAUUUCGUAUUCUUCGACGAUCUUGUCGUUUCUGUCAUGUCUGUCGUCAAAGAUAGAUAA